Messenger RNA from Quercus robur (English oak), 899 nucleotides. RefSeq lists its product as uncharacterized. The coding region runs from base 152 to 586 and encodes 144 amino acids. The record is from RefSeq and is a predicted model, not a curated record. The transcript has a single exon. NCBI's taxonomy places the organism in Eukaryota, Viridiplantae, Streptophyta, Magnoliopsida, Fagales, Fagaceae.
CUCUCUAAGAAUCUUUAAAAAUAAAAAAAAUAAAAUUCUUCAACCUUCUUCUUGAUAAUCUAGCUUUUAGGGUUUUGCAGGCUCCCAAUACAUACAAUCACCCAUGCCAACAUUACAAAUCUGUUUCUGAAAAAACAAUCUGAGCAUCAGAAUGGCAUCGUCGGCAUUCAUGGUGAUCUGCCUGCUCCACUCGGCGAUCGCAGCCACGUGUGGGGCUCUGAUGAUGUUCUACAUGAAGGAAAUCUACACCAUCGGCCACGGGGUCGAGGCCGCCACCAAGCUCCUGGGCUCCACGCCGCACGACCAGCUCUUGAUUCGGACCUCCGACUCCUUCUCGGGUCUCCUAUUGUUCGCAAUCGGGUUCUUGCUCUUCAUGGUUUCCUUCGUCAAGGACAGGGAGUUUCAGGCUUUCUUCGCCAAGGGGUGCACGGUGCUGCAUGUUUUCUCGGCCAUGUGGCGGAUUUACUUCGAGAGAAGGGUCGAGGAUCUCGCCUGGGAUUGGCUCAGGCAGACAGUUGGCGAUAUCUUAUUGGCUGCUUCUUGGGUCUUUUUUCUCGUUUACUCUUGGCGUGAGAAGUACGAUUAGCCCCCUCAUUCUUCUCAUUACAUUGUUUACCACAAUGGUAUAUCAUAUCAUUUCCUGUAUAAUUAAUUAUAUUUUGUCGAAUUUUUUAAUUACAUGUAUGUGGGUUUUCUUUUUGUUUUUUGUUUUUUGUUUUUUUUUUUAUAAUUUGAUAGUUAGAAAAGCGUGACGUUUCUGCCAAGAGGGGGUUAGUUGAGCUACAAGACUGUUGGCAAUUUUAUAUUUGUUGUUGUGGAUAUAGAAACAAGUACUCAAUCUUUGUAAAAUCUUUGCGUUUUUUUGAGUUUAUAAUGAGAGACUUGUUGUUUUCUGCUCC